AGUAUCUACACCUCCUACUUGUAGGUGUUCUUCUUGUUCUGUUACCUGAAAGAAGAAGAAACUUAACAGGAGUGUGGCAUUUACUGCUUUUAUAUUAUCGCAAUCUGUUAAAAUAAAACCCUGCUUCUAUUGUAAAAAAAAGGGAUCCCAGUGUUUAGCUUCCGAGGUCGACUUAAGUUACUGCUUGAAGUAUGUUGAGGAUUAUAAAUCUUAUUAUAAGGCGUUUCUUACACCUUAACAAUUAUUACGUAUUUUCCGUCGGCGCGACUAGCUUAACAGUGAGGUUGAAGCCGUCGAAGAGGAAAUUGCGAAUCUUAUGGCUAAAGUUUCUGAAAAGGCAGCGCGUGCGGUAUCCUGGGGUAUUGACAAUUUAGCGGAGCUGGAGCAGUUGGAGCAGAAGGAGCAGGGUUUUUCCGAGGUCGUCUCCGCUUCUUUAGAAUCAGUAGAUUAUUUAGGGAUAUUAUCGAUGGAUCCUGAGCUAGCACGAUCUCUAGGCUUUGAUGGAGUUUUUCCACCAGCGCCAUUGAGUUCUUAAGAUACUCAAUAGGUUCCUAUGUUUCUUCUUUUUCUUCCCCUUUUUCCUAUUAUACCCUAUAGCGUCGUUUGCCGUCUUC
Messenger RNA from Trichoderma harzianum CBS 226.95, 614 nucleotides. RefSeq lists its product as hypothetical. The record is from RefSeq and is a predicted model, not a curated record. NCBI's taxonomy places the organism in Eukaryota, Fungi, Ascomycota, Sordariomycetes, Hypocreales, Hypocreaceae. Bases 317 to 535 code for a protein of 72 amino acids. The transcript is spliced from 4 exons.